Messenger RNA from Labrus bergylta (ballan wrasse), 1435 nucleotides. RefSeq names its product egl-9 family hypoxia-inducible factor 3 (gene egln3). Gene Ontology annotation, biological process: peptidyl-proline hydroxylation to 4-hydroxy-L-proline; cellular response to hypoxia. Gene Ontology annotation, molecular function: ferrous iron binding; L-ascorbic acid binding; peptidyl-proline 4-dioxygenase activity. The record is from RefSeq and is a predicted model, not a curated record. Gene Ontology annotation, cellular component: nucleus; cytoplasm. NCBI's taxonomy places the organism in Eukaryota, Metazoa, Chordata, Actinopteri, Labriformes, Labridae.
UAUUAUAAUCAUCUUCAGAGUUCAGCUGUCAGUCAAAGAGACAACCUGAAAACAUCGAAACUUUAAAAGUGACAGUUGUUGUGUUCUGUUUUAAGGGUCAUCCGGGUCACUUGUCAGUCUGAGAGAAUGCCUCUGAUCGAGCUCAUGCGGGACUCGGACUUGGAGCGCUUGGCCCUGGAGCGGGUCGUCCCGGCUCUGCUGGCCCGCGGGUUCUGCUACCUGGACGGACUGCUCGGGGACGUGGCCGGCGACGCGGUGCUGGACCAGGUGAAGGAGAUGCACUUCUCCGGGGCGCUGCAGGACGGCCGGCUGGCGGGCUCCGCGUCGGGCGUCCACCGGAGGAGCAUCCGCGGGGACAAGAUCGCGUGGGUGAGCGGCACGGAGCGCGGCUGUGAGGCGAUUAACUUCCUGCUCAACGUGAUCGAUAAACUGAUCUCCGUGUGCGCGAGACGGCUCGGGGGCAAAGCCAUCCGGGAGAGGUCAAAGGCCAUGGUGGCGUGUUACCCUGGAAACGGGGCAGGUUACGUCAAACACGUGGACAACCCAAACUUGGACGGACGCUGCAUCACCUGCAUCUACUACCUCAACAAGAACUGGGACCCCAAGGAGCACGGAGGAAUCCUCCGGAUUUUCCCAGAGGGGAAGUCUUACGUAGCCGACAUCAAGCCGCUGUUCGACCGGCUGCUCUUCUUCUGGUCAGACCGCAGGAACCCACACGAGGUGCAGCCCUCCUUCGCCACCAGGUAUGCCAUCACGAUCUGGUACUUUGACUCUGAGGAGAGAGCAGAGGCUAAGAGACGCACCAGAAGCCUGACAGCUUCCACUCUGCAGCAGGGCAGCAGCUCCAGCUGAAUGUGAGGAAACAUCACCACCUGGUGUUUGAUUCGCUGAUCAGCAGGGGAAGACGACAGGACUCCUCCGAACCCCCAAAGCUUCUGAAACGCUGAAAGAAAAAAGUCACUGUGGAGGGAUUCAGGGGGUUUUCAAAUCUAAAGUCCCUUCAUGUCUUUGGUUGGGAUCAGGGAUGGUCCACCUUCCUGCACUGCUGAAACCUGAUGAAUGCUGAGUUCAGGGGACCUGCGGUUUUUCUGGACUUUCUUCUACUCUGAGAUGUUUGUGCGUUUCUCCCGGCUGAGGAGAGGAAAAGAGCAGACUGCACCUUUAAGAGAAGGAAAAGAGACAAACGUUUAUAGACAGAAAGACUUUAGAGACUGCAUGUGAGGUUGAUGUAUUUCAUGCUGUACUUGUUUAACGUCUUUCUUAAACUUUGGAAGAGGCUGAAAAACAUGGGAGUUUUUCUGUGUCAAAGAGGAUCACUGGAGAAGAAUAACUGGUUAAUGAAAUCUUGAAAAUGUCAAACUGUGUUAUUGCACUCUUAUCUUGAUUAAAUUGUUUGUUGAAUUGAUAAUAAAACUUGAUCUUGAUAACAAGGAAA